Messenger RNA from Cuscuta campestris, 1063 nucleotides. The record is from the annotation of a GenBank genome assembly. Lineage: Eukaryota; Viridiplantae; Streptophyta; Magnoliopsida; Solanales; Convolvulaceae.
GUUUGAGAGUAAAGCGAUCAUGGGCUCUUCUUCUAGAAAUCUCUAUGCAGGAAUUGGAGAAGGUCAAUAACCUUCUAGGCCACCACUCUUUGAUGGCACCAACUACUCUUAUUGGAAGGAACGGAUGAGAAUCUACAUUCGUUCCACUAACUUCCAAUUGUGGUUGGUGAUCAAAAAUGGCGAGGAAAUCCCUAUGAAGAAAGUGGGAGAAACCACGGUCCCAAAGACCGAAAACGAAUUUGAUGCCGAGGACAUCAAGAAGAUUGAAAACUAUGCAAAGGCCAUCAAUAUGCUAUAUUGCGCGGUCAACCCCGAUGACUACCGAAAGAUCUCCUGUUGCACAACCGCCAAGGAGUUGUGGGACAAGCUUGAGGUGACGUACGAAGGUACCGAUCAAGUUCGCGAAGCCAAGAUCGACUUUCUCACCCAAGAAUACGAAAUGUUCCGGAUGAAUGAAGGUGAGAAAAUUGAUGACAUGUCCGACCGGUUCUCAAAGAUCAUCAACGAUCUUCAUGCUCUCAAAAAGACUUACACCAACAAGGAUCUCGUGAGGAAAAUCCUGCGAAGCCUCACACCCGAAUGGAGGUCAAAAGCCGAUGCAAUCUAUGAAUCCAUUGGAGUCUCCAACGUCACCAUCGACGGGCUAAGAGAUAACUUUAAAACUUAUGAAUCUACUAUUCUAACCCCGUCUUUGGAUGAACAAAAGAAAAAGGGGAUAGCUCUCAAAGCCACCAAGGAACCGGUGGAAGAGGCUUCAAGCGAUGACGACAAUGAAUUUGGGCUCGUCAUCAAGAAGUUCCACAAGUUCAUGAAGAAGGAAUUUGAGCGGAAGGGAAGGAAGCACGACGGUCCUCCCAAGUGCUACGGCUGUGGCGAGAUUGGCCACAUCAAGCCAAGGUGUCCAAAGGCCAAACACGGCAAGGAUAAGCCUGGCUUCAAGAAGCAAAGGGCCUACAUCUCUUGGGGUGGCGAUUCCGGCGACGAAUCAACCGACCAAGAGGAGGACGAAGAUGCAAAUCUCUGCCUCAUGGCGCACGAAGAUCAAAGCGAUGACGUCCAAGAG